Diaporthe batatas is the source of this 3474-nucleotide messenger RNA. RefSeq lists its product as uncharacterized. The transcript is spliced from 2 exons. The record is from RefSeq and is a predicted model, not a curated record. Lineage: Eukaryota; Fungi; Ascomycota; Sordariomycetes; Diaporthales; Diaporthaceae. The coding region runs from base 295 to 1776 and encodes 493 amino acids.
GUUCUUCCUUCUUUGUGAUCCACCCUUCCUUCACCCGCUGCCAUCGUCAUCUCUAGCUCGGCCCCAAUGCUAGACAGCGAACCCCUGGGCACCAGCUCGCCAUAGCAUCCAUCAUGAUAUCGGCAUCAUCAUUCUCGAGGUCUUCGAUUGCGCGGCAGUUGGCCAUCCGACCAGUACCGCCGAGGGACUCGUCGAAUAGAUAAUAAGACCAGUACCACAGCCAACAGCUACGAACCAGAACCUUGGUCUGCGACAGACUGCAAUCCAAACUCGAGGCUCGGAGGCGCAAACACCAUGUCAGCGCUGCACAUCAUCUUCCGCGUCAUCUACGACUCAUUCUACGUCUUCCUGUCCCUGAUCGUCCUGCUGCUGCUCCUUGUCACGCCAGCCGACAAUGUGCGCCUCGCCCUGCAAAACGGCCAGAACCUCCACGUCCUGACCACCGUCGUCUGCCUUUCCGCCACGCUGCUUUUCGUCGUCCUGCUCUAUUUCGCCCGCCUCUAUGUCAACCGAACCGCGCUCGCCAACAUACCCAAGCCGUGGAUCCCCAUCGGCAGGGGCGAGGUCAAGAAGAGUGUGCGCAAGAUGAUUGUUGCUGGCCUGAGCAGGAGUGCCGCUAUUGCCUACGAGUCGAAGCCAAGGGUCGCACCCGCGAGACCGCCCACUGCGAUGACGGAUCCCGAGCAGGGAGAGGACGAGCACACACGCGAGGAGGGAAAGGGAAGGAAAUCCACACUUGGGGUUUUCAGGCUCAAGAAGGCCCCGACCGUGGAGGACAAGAUGGGCAUCACCCUCCCGCCGCACCGGGCAGUCUGGGGCGAGAUCGAGCACUACGGCUGGUCCUCGCCCAACUCGUUUGACCUGCCGAACCUGCAGUACAGCACCGUCAUAUCCGAGCUUCCAAACCUGAUCGAGGCCAAGGCCCUGACCCUGGCACCCCCGGCGCCGGGGCCGGGACCAGACAGCGCAGCCGACCCGCCCGCACUGGACCCGGAGGCGAUCGGCCUGCUGCAGCGGCCCGACAACCUGGCCCUGCGGCAGUACCUCACCCAGCUGGCCGAGCUGGGCGUCCUGGCGCCCUCGCGCACCACGGCCGACUUCCUGUCCGCGUACGAGUAUGCGCGCUACUCGACGCGGCCCAUCUCCAACGCCCGCUUCCGCGAGCUGAUGCACCUCUUUGCCGAGCUGCUGCGCUCCAUGCAGCCGCUCGACCCGGCCGUCCUCGUGGCCCUGGACGACGGCGGCUACUCGGAGGACGACAGCGACAUUGACGACGACGCGCCCCGCCGCAGCCCCCCGAGCACCCCGCGCAGCAGGCACUCCGUCCUCAGCCGCCAGCGCAGCACGGCGUCGCGCGCCUCCACCGCCACGACCGGCAGCGGCGGCUCGUACAUCCGCAGGAAGCCUGGCCAGAACCCGACAAGGCCGCAGGUGGCGGGGCGCGUCUCCUCCGGGGGCACGUGGGGCGGCGCGCCGACGUACCGCACCGCGCCGACGACGCCCAAGACGCAAAGGACCGCCGCGUCGCCGUCUUCGACCUCCAGCAGCGCCAACAGCUUCGCGCAGACCAGGCGGCCGUAUAUCGGGGGCAGCGGCUCCGUCUCGACGUCGAGCAUCGCGUCCGCGUCCGUGGUGGCGCGGUCGCGCUCCGGCCGGUCGUCUGUUGCCAGUGGUGGCAGCGCCGGGUCCGUCGUCAUCCGGCUGGCUGGGCGGGGUGAUGGGGAUGGAAGUGGGUUGCCUUAUGUGCUUUCGCUUGGGGGCGAUUUUGACCGCUAGGGUUAAACGAACCGGCAGGAGAAAGAGAGAAGGAGUGGGAAAGAGCAUGUCUUCCCGACACUUUAUUCCAGCAUCUCGUGUUGGCGUCGAGGAACAUCAAAUCCCGACUUCGCCCAGGCUCUCGCACCGAUGAGCUGGGCCGGAUUUGGACUAUUUAUUGCAUAAUGCUAAUGUCUUUUGAAUCAUUGCCUGUCCUCGAUUCUGUCGGCGUUCACUUGCUCGGCUUGCCGCCGAUCGCGACCCACAAACUCAGGGGAAUGGCCCUCGUUGCAGAUGAGACGCUAGGUGGACCUGGUGCCACGCUGCAGGACUGAAUCUGAACGUGCCUAAAUCGAGGUGAGCGUCCUGUCACCUGCGGGGGCUAAAUCGUCAAAUCAUGAGUGUGGAAAUUCGUAUGACAGGGUUCAUCGAGCUGUUUUGGCCCGUUCCCCACUGCCUGCUUGCCACCCUUGUUCCUGAUACCUCUUCGAGAUGUUCUAAUUAUGCCGGAGAGUGUGUCGCUGCGGUACUGUUUCAGUCCUCUCUGCGUCCAUUGGCGCCAGCCUCUGCUUGAAACCCACCGACGUUCACCAGCUUGCUUUCUACUCCCUACUUAUUCUUGGCCGGAAUCUCUCCCCGUUACAUUCCAUUCCAUUCUUACCUCAGGAGCCCUUGCCCGACUUCAUCUGCCCUAACAAGAUCAAAAAGAGGAAAAGAACCCGGAGAGAUUUUGGGGUGACAAACGUGCGGAAAGAGUCCACGGGUGAUAAGAGAAAGGGAAGCAAGAAGGCCGCUUCUGAAGAUGAGACCAUAGUUUCAUGAAAGAGGCUCAUGAGAGAAAAACCAUGAACUGACCCACAACUCGCCGCCAGCCCGGCAUGCUUACCAGUUCAAGAUGCUCACCAAUCCCGCUGCCACCACAGGAAACACAUCGACGAUCCGAUAGCAGCAACAACAGGGUGAGCCUGUGUGUAUCGCGCUGUAACGUCGUGACAUCGGAUCAGUCGUUUUAGCCCACGCCCGGCGUCCAGAAUUCCAUGCCUUGGUCAUGAGACUGGCUAGCCACUUGCUUGGCCUUGGUGAAACUCCUCAUCAAUGGGAGCCAGCUGGGUCAGGAUGAUCAGAGUCCUUUUGCAUGAGAGUGUUAGCACAAGAAGGACCGUUGGUCAGGGUAUAGGAGUAGGUCUGUGUCGGCUCUGUUAUGCGUAGUACCACCACCCUGGGCCUGGGCCUGGGCCCCGGCCUGGGCUUCGUGGCUCUGCUGCUGUGCUGUGACGAUGUAUUGGUUGGGGAAGUGAAGGUCGACAGCCUGGAUCAUCGCGUUGACCCUAUUGGCCCUGCUCUGCCUACUUUCCCUGCCCGGGACGAAGGUGUUUCCCUGGUGGGUUGUGGUCCAGGGAUAGGACUGCGUUUGGCCCUGAGUAUGGCUACUGGUGCCGCUGUGGUUUGUCAUCAGUAUCAAUUGAAUUUCGACAUGGCUGUGGCGCAAGGGAACGUACUUGGACAUAUCCAGGGUGUGGAGAGCAAGUCUAUUUGACCUGUGGUGAGCCUCGGGAGAGGUAUAUAUCUUUGAUAAUGCUUUUGUAGCGAUACAAUCGACGAAAGAGACGAGAGGGAUAAAGCCGGUGGUGGAAGAGGGCACGAUGCACGUUCGGAUGAGCGCCUGGGACAGGUAAAUAGUAUAUAAUAGGAAAGGAGCAGAACGUGCACAUCGAAUGA